Molecule: messenger RNA, 1509 nt
Organism: Talaromyces amestolkiae
Lineage: Eukaryota; Fungi; Ascomycota; Eurotiomycetes; Eurotiales; Trichocomaceae
Exons: 5
Coding region: 1-1509 (502 amino acids)
Biological process (GO): ubiquitin-dependent protein catabolic process
Cellular component (GO): COP9 signalosome
Source: RefSeq, a predicted model, not a curated record
AUGGAAGAUGUUCUUGAUCGACUCCGCUCUUUCCCCCCAGCGGACACGGACACAACAUCUUACGAACUCUACGAUACGCACGCUUACGAAUUCCUGAUCUCUACGCGAGAGAAUCUCCGUAGUAUCCUUGACUCCCCAGAGAAAGUACAAAGUCUACUAGACGCUCUUGAUCCUUCGGCCCACUCUCUCGCCUAUCUGCUCGUCUUACAUUCCUACGUCAACCGAAUCAGAAGAAAAGGCCUGAAUGUGUCACCAGAGGACCUGAAACCUGGAAACUUGCUUUGGUCGAGGACGGUGACGUUUUUGAAAACGUUCGACCCGAAUCAGGUCCGAUGUGCAGCAAGCGAAUGGCGCGUCGUAAUAGAGUUUAUUUCGAGAGUUGCUGAAGUUGACAACAAGCCGUUCCUUGCGAUUCGCCCUAUUCGAGACUCAAUCAUCCGAAUGGAUCCAACAUGCGCCAGCUUUACCGUGUCCCACCUGUACCUGACUCGUUUGUGUCUGUUGGCUAAGGCAUACAAGAUUGCACGCCCAAUUAUUGAUCGAACGAUAUUUGCAAUUCCAAGCUCAGCAGAUCGACUCUUUAUACAGCACUCACAGGGUGAAUCAGACACCAACGCCGCCAAACCUCCAUAUAUAUUUGAACCACCCAUGAAAAUCACAUACACGGAUCAUCUUCAGUACUUUCUCUACGGUGGAAUGAUUUACAUGGCACUGAAAGAGUGGAGCAAAGCUCGUCAUUUCUUAAGCAUUGUGAUAUCUUGUCCUGUGGUGAAUGCUGUUAGCUUGAUCAUGGUCGAAGCUUACAAGAAAUGGGUAUUAGUAAAUCUUCUCGAAAAUGGCACGACCGCGUCAGUGCCCAAGAUUACCUCGCCUGUUGCACUAAAGACGUACAGAGCACUUGCACGUCCUUACGACGCAUUAGCGACUACUUUCAUAUCAGGAAAAUGGGAAAGAUUGAGAGAUGAAGCACAAAUUGGGGACACAGUAUGGCGUAACGACAAUAACAACGGUCUAGUACAACAAGUGCUUCUGACUUUUCGCAAGAAGGCAGUGCGCAAUCUCGGCAACACUUUUGCUGCAGUCACAACAGCAGAUGUCUCUCAGCGAGCAUUGUCAAACAGCAUGAAUGUACAAGAAACUGAACGAUACAUCGUGGCCCUCACAGCCCAGGAAGGAUUCUCGACUUCCUUGAUACACCCAUCCAAAGACUCAAAUACCUCGAUGCUCCGUUUCUUGACAGGUCAAUCCUCCGAACCCAGUAUCGAACUCGAAGUCUCCCUGGAGGAACAAUUGCGAUCACAGCAUAAAAAGCUGGAGCUUCUCAUUCAAAACAUAAAAAAUAGUGAUAGGAAAUUGGAGUUUACUAAGGAGUAUAUCAGCCAUUUGCGUAAAGCGCAGAAACGAAAUGAUGGCGCCUCGAGGGAUGCUGCUGGUGGAUUCGGUGGUGGUGGUAGGAAGAGGGAGCAGAAUGUUGAUAUUGAUGAGGACAUGAUGGAUGAAUUGCAAUGA